Molecule: messenger RNA, 258 nt
Organism: Tetrahymena thermophila SB210
Lineage: Eukaryota; Ciliophora; Oligohymenophorea; Hymenostomatida; Tetrahymenidae
Exons: 1
Source: RefSeq, a predicted model, not a curated record
AUGAGAAAAUUGUUAGCUCUUUUCGCUUUAAUUUUAUUAAUUUCUUCUGCUUCUGCUUAAAUUGCAGAUUGCUAAGGUUUGAGCUUUGUUAGUUGCUAGCUUUCACUAGGUUGUAAAUGGUCAUAUUCAGAAUUCGUUUGUUAUUAACCUAUGAAUUGUGAAGUGCUCACUAAAGAUGAAUGUGAUGUUUUACCGGCUCCUGUAUGCUACUGGGAUGAGCUUGUCAGCAAAUGUUUAAACGUCUCCAUACUUUAAUGA